UAAAGAAGUUCCUCAGCGUUUUCAUAUCAACAUUUCAAGAGGCAGGAGUCGGACAAACGUCCCUGCGUGUAUAUCUUCACCGAAUGCAUCGUGUAUGAGUUUGUAAAGUGUGAUACAGGAUGGCAUCCAACCCAGGUUAUUCGCACAGAGACCCUAUGCUGAAGAAGAGGGAUGACUUUGAGGACAUUUUGGAGGAGAGGAGGACGUCCAGCGACCUGCGGUACGGCCUCAGAUGUUACACUCCGGCUCCGUAUAAAGGAGUGACGCCGUGUCACUCCGGCCUGCUGAAGAGCAUGGUGCUGCAGUCGGACCAGCUGACCUACGUCAUCCGCCAGAUUUCCAAAGAGACGGGCAAGGCGACUGCUGACGUCCAGGAGGAGGCGUCGGCCAUCUUGGAGGAGAUGGCUCACUCUCUGCAGCUCAACACCAUUCGCUUCUUUGCCUUCUCACUCUGCAAAGUCUUUAAAACCUUGUUCAAGAGCAUCUGUGUCAACGAAGAGGGCAUCCAGAGGCUCCAACAGGCCAUUCAGGAGCACCCGGUGGUCCUGUUACCGAGUCACCGUAGUUACAUGGACUUCCUGCUGAUGUCCUACCUCCUGUUCACCUACGACCUGUCGCUGCCCGUCAUCGCUGCCGGCAUGGACUUCAUGGGGAUGAAGGUCAUUGGGGAGAUGCUGCGGAUGUCUGGAGCGUUCUUCAUCCGGAGGUCGUUUGGAGGAGACCAGCUGUACUGGACCGUGUUCUCAGAGUACGUCAGGACCAUGCUCAAGAUUGGAUAUGCACCAGUUGAAUUUUUCCUAGAGGGGACCAGGAGCAGGACGGCCAAGUCUUUGACUCCAAAGUUAGGUCUGUUGAACAUCGCCAUGGAUCCGUUCCUGAAGGGGGAGGUUUAUGAUGUCCACGUGGUGCCGGUCAGCAUCAGCUACGAGAGGAUCCUCGAGGAGACGCUUUACGCCAGAGAGCUGCUGGGUAUUCCCAAACCCAAAGAGUCCACUUCAGGUCUGUUCAAAGCCAGAAAGGUCCUCAGUGAAGACUACGGCAGUAUCCAUGUGUACUUCGGUCAACCUGUGUCCGUCAGAAGUUUAGCCGAGGGCAGAGUUAACCGCCGCCAGUUCAACCUGCUGCCACGACACAUCCCCACGAGGCCGGGCGAGGACGUCCAGAGCUUCGUGAGCGACUCGGCCUACAAGCUGGUGCGGCUCCAGGAGGAGAACAUGGUGCUGAAGCCCUGGGUGCUGCUGGCCUCUUUACUGCUGCAGAACCACCACCAGAACCAGGACCAGGACCAGGGGAUGGCAGUGGACCAGCUGACUGAACAGGCCCUCUGGCUGCGAGACAUUUCCCGGCAGUACGGAGCCUUCCUCCACUGGCCCGACCACAUCGCUCCAUCAGAGGUGGUUUCCUCCAGUCUCUCUCUGCAUGGAGGUCUGGUGAGGCUCUGUGAGGGCAGAGUGCACCUGGCUGUGGAACAAGCAGCAGGACCAUCGAGUCCAGGGGAGGCUCUCAGCCCUGUUACCCCAGAAGAGGAGCUCCUGAACCGGGCAGUGGUGCUCCUCUCCUGCGCCUCCUACAGGAACCAGGCGCUGCACGUAUUCCUACGCCCCGCCCUGUUGGCCUCAGCCCUCCACACCGCCGCCUCCUCCCAGAAACAUGAAGUCUUCAACAGUUUCAGCUUCCUCAGAAACAUUUUCUCCAAUGAGUUCAUCCUCUGUCCUGGAGCUACAGUGCAGGACUUUGAGGAGGCCUGUUUCCUGCUGGUGAAGACUGGAGUUCUGCAGGUGACCCAACAUGAGGUUCUGGUCACAGAAAGCGGACACAGAACUCUGUCCUUCCUCACCAACAUGCUGGAUCCCUUCCUUCAAGGAUACCAGGUGGUGUGCCGGUUCCUGUGUGAAGAAGCCACUGAGACUCUGACAGAAAAACAGUUUAUUCCUGCCGUCCGGAAGUUCAUCAUCAAACAUCUUUUAGCAGGUAGUUUAAGAUACACAGAGGUGUUGUCGUCUGACCUCCAGAAGAACUCUCUGGCAGCUUUGCUCCGACUUGGAGCGGUGCAGAAAAUCAAAGGCGCGGAUCAGGAGACGUUAAAGGUGGACACGGUGAUGGUGAACUCAUUGGAGGACACUUUAGGAGGAAAACUUCCCACUCAGAAAGCUGUCGCCGCUCGCCUCUAAUUCACCGACCUCGUUAGCAGAAAGGAGACCGAGAAGAGUCACCAUUUUGUUUACCUGCAUCGAGAGAUGGCACAAACAAAAGAGUUGAAAAUCCGUUGACAGCUCAAUUUAUUUUGCAAUGUUUUUUUACUUCCCCACCUUCUCUUCACCUCUCUUUUCAAUACGCCUUCUUUCUUCCUCCAAGAACUUUCUAUUAAAAAAUGUUUUAUACACAUUUAUAAAGCCAGAUGAUGGGUACGGCUUUCAAAAGAAGGUGUAUCGCUGAGCUCUCUGCCUCGCUCUGAAACACUGACCUUUGCUAUAUGAGCAGCCUUAUGAAAGCUCCUUAAUGUGCCAAAUCCACUUAGGCUGCUGGCCAUUCUCCCUUAAUGUGUUUUUUUGUGUUUCCUUUAACACUCAGCGUGGAUUUCCUUUGUGGUUUUUCCUACCUGUUUGUAAGCCUUGUCUCCGUCUUUUUUGAGCACUUUAAUUCAUGUAUUUAUGCAAGGUGGUGUGGGCCUUUAUCUAACACUCUUUUGACUUAUCUCUUGUUUUCUGUUUUUGUGGAACAAAAGUUGCUCAAAAGAAGAUUUGGCUGGUUACAUAUUUUACCUUUUUUGAUAAAGAAAAAUGUUUUUCUGAGCUGAACUUGCUACAGACCCAACGCCUACUUCAAGAAUAGCUAGCGGGGGUCGUUUUUGGAUUUAAAACCCACCUUCUGGUCUUUUACCAACACUCAUUCAUCUUUGUUUACAUAUUGGAGGAAAUGCUACACGAUUAAUGCCAGGGUCUAAUAUUUACCAACGACCUUGAAGUUAGUUUACCUGAAGCACUACCAGCUACACCAAAGGAAUACGUUUCUGUUAACUGUUUGAUAUGAUUGACAUAUUUCCCAUAUGUCUAGAAUAGUAAGCCAAGUUGCUUUAUUGUUAGUAGUACAAUGAAACUGUUUAUUGUAAAGUUUAUUCAAAUUCAAAGCCAGAAAAACUUGGUAUGAUUUUGUUACAAGGGAAGAAAGAAAAAGGCAACAUGCAGUAAAGGAAAAUAUGAGCAGUAGCUGUUACGGGAAGUCAGAGGGACAAUGCUAAUAACAUGCUAAUAAAGCAGCAGAAUAAUAGCAGGACUUCACUUGAAAGGAUAAAUAAAAUUGACAAACAACGGGUUUUUUUAAGUCUCAGGUUGAGCUUCUUCGCUGAUAUGAUGGGUGUAAUCUUUAUCAAAUAAGAUUCCCAAUUAGAUUAGUUAAACACAUUUGUAAUUUGAAGCUAUUUAUUUGGUAGCAAAUUAGCGAUGUUAUGUUUUCUUGAAAUCCCAUUCCAGAGCUCGCAGCAGAUUUGUUUUGUUGUUUUAAACACAAGUAGAGCUGCGUGGUUGAUUUUCAUGUUGUUGUAGAAUAAUAAAUCCACAGGUUCUCCGACACUUGACGUGCAUUUUGAACGCAAAAACAGAUUACAUUCGGUUCAUUGACUCCUGCCCCUGUAGCAUGGCGGGUGUGGUUUGAAAUGUUUUGGUUUUGGUGCCAAUAUGAAACCUAAGUUGCCUCGACACUUUGAUACCUUUUGAGGAACAUGAUCCUCUACAAAAACUCAUCCUAACAAAGAAGCCGUGCAAGAACUUUGAUACAUUUAACACAUUUCAAUUCCACCUCGAUUGUCCACACACUAAACCUAAUUGUAAAACUUCCACACACUGAAGUUAACUCAACCUAAAACAACUCUGUGUGUCACAUCCAAAGUGCAAGUGUGUUUCUGUUUUUUUAUUUUUUAUAACAGCUUUUAUACUGUAUUGUGUGUGUGUGUGUGUGUGUGUGUGUGUGUGUGUGUG
Messenger RNA from Trematomus bernacchii (emerald rockcod), 3974 nucleotides. It is a transcript of the gene gnpat, whose product is annotated as glyceronephosphate O-acyltransferase. The record is from RefSeq and is a predicted model, not a curated record. The coding region runs from base 120 to 2171 and encodes 683 amino acids. Gene Ontology annotation, biological process: ether lipid biosynthetic process. Lineage: Eukaryota; Metazoa; Chordata; Actinopteri; Perciformes; Nototheniidae. The transcript is spliced from 17 exons. Gene Ontology annotation, molecular function: glycerone-phosphate O-acyltransferase activity. Gene Ontology annotation, cellular component: peroxisomal membrane; mitochondrial membrane.